ACAGCGUAGUUACUUCUCCUGAAAAGAUGAAUAAUCCUUACGUACGCUAUUAUUUGGAUCAACAGCAAGGGCACGGGAUGCCUGUUUUCUCAGGUAGCCCUUGGCAAGCCGGUUAUGGUCACCAGAUGGGCUAUGGAAUCGGGGGUCUGUUUCGCAGCGUGGCAAGAGCGGUGAUGCCCAUGGUGAAAAGCGGAGCAAAAGCUCUCGGUAACAUUGCCCUGAAAAGUGGCGCUGACUUUGUGGGUGAUGUUCUUGCCGGUAAAAACGUAAAAGAAGCAGCAAAAGCACGAACCGUGGAGGCUGCAAACGUUGCGAAAAGAAAAGCUAUAAAUAAGCUGAAGAGUCAAACAGGAAGUGGAAAACGUGCGAAGGGAACAGCUAAAAAGAGAAAGGCAUCAACAGCUACAGCCAGAAGCAAUCAGACCAAGAAACGGAAAACAGCUCAAGACAUAUUUGGCUGAAGCAUGAAUUUCGUUCAUUCUAAGUCGCAAGAAUGCACAAAAAGUGAACUCGAUCUAUUCUCUGUACCUCCGACACAGACCAGUUUAGAAAAAGGACAUUGGAUAGAUCAUCAACCUGUUUCCAGUGUAGCUGAUGGAGGUUCCAUUACGUUCCUGUCUCCAGGCACUGAAGAUUACAUCGAUCUUGCUAAAACAAUCCUCGUAGUGAGAGCAAAAGUGACGAAAGCUAAUGGUGCAAAUCUUGAUGCAGACGAAAAGGUUAGGCAUUUUUAGCUCUUUAUAGUUAUUAUACGGAGCCCCUUUAUUUGUAAAUAUUAAAUUAUCAAAAUUUUCAAGAGUGUAAUAAAAAAUUGUUAUUGUUAAAGGUUGGCGUUGUGAACAAUUUCCUACACAGCAUGUUCAAACAAGUUGACGUCUUUCUGAAAGAAAAGCAAGUCACUCAGGCUACUGGGACGUAUGCGUACCGUGCUUAUCUGGAAACCCUCUUGAAUUAUGGCCCCUCAGCAAAAGAUUCCCAGCUCACCGCAGCUCUGUUUUACAAGGACACUGCGGGAACAAUGGACAUCGCAAAUCCUACCACAGCAGGUGACGCAGGCAACGCGGGUCUUAGAGCAAGAUACGUUUUCAGCAAGACAAGUGGAAUUAUUGAAAUGGCUGGACCUAUAUUAAGCGAUGUAUUUAUGACCGAGCGUCUCCUGCUGAGUUACGUAGAUCUGAAAGUUAUUUUGAAUCGAAGCAGCAACGAGUUCUGUCUGAUGGCCUCCGAGGACGAUGUUGAUUUCAGAGUGAAACUCACCGACGCCUAUCUCAAGAUACGUAAAGUGAAAGUCAGUCCGAGCAUUUCCGUGGCCCACGAAAUUACAUUGAAAAAAGGACCAGCCAUCUAUCCCAUUCGUAAAGGAAACCUGGCCAUUGAUAUCCAGUUCUCCAGAGCACCCACAGUCGCAGUGAGUCUCGUGUGUUACGGAGAUUUCGAGAAUACCAUUCAUAUCGAUUCUGAGAGAAACGUUAUCUACGAUUAUUCUGGUUAG
This is a messenger RNA of Paramuricea clavata, 1492 nucleotides long. NCBI's taxonomy places the organism in Eukaryota, Metazoa, Cnidaria, Anthozoa, Malacalcyonacea, Plexauridae. The record is from the annotation of a GenBank genome assembly.